GAAUAAUGCUGAGCAAUAUCAUGUUAAAAAGCCGCUGUUAUCAUUGCUGUGAAGUGGAAAACCGCAUUUCCUGGAAAAGAUGAAGACACAUAGUCUGCUCCAAGUCUCCAACUAACAAAUAGGAAUGCGUAACUUUUUUUAAACAUAAUUAGGAAUUAGGAAUGUAAUUACAAUUUCUCAAUUCCCAAGUUGCUUUUUUCACAUCAACAAUUAAAUAAAAAAAUGACAAUGUUGAAUCCAUGGUCGCAACAGCUGCUUUGCCUCAAUAAUAACAGUUUCUUCUUGGUUUUCGUCGUCACGACGACGACGAUGGCGAUUAUAGAAUUAAUAACCGCCAACGGCGGCGGCAGAGCGGCUGCUGCAAAUCUCUGUCGCGAAUCAUGCGGCACUUCCUCCGCCGUGAAAAUCGAAUAUCCUUUCGGCAUAGACGGCGGGUGCGGGGCCCCACAGUACAAAGGCAUGCUGAACUGCAACGGCACGGCCGGCCUCUUCUUCGCAACCCCGUCCGGCAGCUACAAUGUGGAGGCAAUAGACUACCGGAGCAGAAUCAUGACCAUCUCCGACCCUUCCAUGUCAAAUUGCUCCCAGCUCCUGCCCCAAAUCCACCACGAUUUCGUCCUCCAAUCCGCCGUCAUCUCUCCCUCGCACGACACCGUUUUGGCGAUCCUCAACUGCUCCGUCAAUUCCCCUCUCCUCAACAGCAAAAAGAAGCUCUGCUCCACGGAUCUGGCAUCCGCCUCCGGCGGCGAGACUUGCGACAAGCUGUACGGUACCUGCGAUGCAUUCCGAAUCUUCGAGCAGGGAAACACCACGCCGCCGUGCUGCUACACCACCUACGCCACCCUUGAGUAUAUGAACAUUGACAGGGAUGGAUUUAGGUGGGGGCGCGAGGGGCGACCGCCCCUUGGACUUUCAAAAUUUUCUACCAUAUAUGUAAUAUUUUUAUAAAACUUUCAUAAUUUAAUUAGAUUCGCCCCCCUUAGCUUUUAAUUUUCAAAAUUAAUAUAUAGUGUUACAUAAUGUAAUACGUAAUUGAAGAUUUAAAAGAAGGAACAUCUAAAAUAAUUUACAUAACUUAAACAAAUAAACAAUAGAAUAACUCGUUGUUUAAGAUUUAGGAUACUUAUUAUAUAAGAAUUCCUAGUUUUGUAAUGUUUAAUUAUCUUUAUUAGAUAACAAGUACUCGAUUUUGUAAAAUAUAUAUCAAACAAUAUUAUAUAUCAGACACACUAAUUACACAGUUUUUAGAUCACGUGAAAUGAAUCCAAAAUAUAAAUGUUUAUUGACAUUGAAUUACAUAAUUCAUUUACUUCUUGCUUUCUAAAAAUAAUUUAUUGCUGUUGAGGUUUUGUCCCGCAGAUCCGGAAGUCCAACAUAAACUUCGGAUAUUAAGGACGAUGGAUUCGGUAUAAACAUAAAUAAAAUAUAUAUAUGGUGUAUGAACUAGCUAUUUUUACGUGGAAACCCGAAAAGGGAGAAAACCACGGGACUUUUUAGGCUAACGUCCAAGCCCGCUCUUUUUCAUUCAUCUGCUCUCCUCACCAUUUACAUAUUACAACUCUUGAACUCCAUUAAUGGAGGUAUAAAGCUAUCUAUCAAAGGGGAAGAAGAAGUAUGGAGGAGGAGAGCCAAAAGAUCCGAUCCCUUAAUUAGGAGGCUUCGCCUCCUAUUUAUAGAAGGGGAGGGGGGUUUUUAGGGUUAUGCUAAUGGGCCAAUGGGCCUAAAUGGGCCGGUUGGGCCUAAAUGAUCCUUGCUAACUGGGCCCCGUAUCGGGGCGGUGUAUUGGGCCUCUGAACAGUAGUAGGCCGGGGUAAUAUACCCAACACAAGUCCCCCAGUUUCUUGAGUAGUGAGCCUGUGAAUCUGCUCGAGAAAGUAUACUCUUGCUCACGUCCUUCCUUGAAUCAGUGCUUGAAUAGUCUUGGACGCAAGGCAUGCAUAAAUGAUGAACGAGGUGCAGUCCCUCGCUAGGCACGGCGGCGCUGAAAAGCCAGCCGCUCGUGCUGUAUAAAGCGGCGGUCGCCAUCCCAGAUCAAGGAUGGACGAGCCCGAUCGAGAGCCAGGCACGACGGUGUUGUGGAGACCGUGCGUGCUGCAUAAGAGCGACGGUUGCCAUCCCAGAGCAAGGAUGGACGAGCCCGCCAGAAAGCCAGGCACGACGGUGCUGUGGAGCCCGUUCGUGCUGCAUAAGAGCGACGGUUGCCAUCCCAGAGCAAGGAUGGACGAGCCCGCCAGAAAGCCAGGCACGACGGUGCUGUGGAGCCCGUUCGUGCUGCAUAAGAGCGACGGUUGCCAUCCCAGAGCAAGGAUGGACGAGCCCGCCAGAAAGCCAGGCACGACGGUGCUGUGGAGCCCGUUCGUGCUGCAUAAAAGCGGCGGUCGUCACCCCAGAUUAAGGAUGGACGAGCCAAACCGAGAGUAAGGCACGACGGUGCUGUGGAGCCCGUGCGUGCGGUAUAAGAGAGAUGGUCGCCAUCCUAGAUCAAGGAUGGACGAGCCAAUCCGAGAGAAGGGCACGACGGUUUGUUUUUCAUAUGCCACAGGUCAGCACCAAAAUUGAGGUGCAAGCCGUUCGGUUAAUUUCUGUCGGUUGUUCUUUGUUUCCUGAACGCGCAAGACAUAAUGUUUAAUGCUUUCUGCGCCCCCGAGCACCAUGUUUCAGAUGCAUGCCGUCCGGUUUGUUACCGUCGACUGGUUGUUCCCUGAACGCGCAAGUCAUCAAUGUUUAAUGCUCGCUGCGCCCCCGAGCACCAUGUUUCAGAUGCAUGCCGUCCGGUUUGUUACCGUCGACUGGUUGUUCCCUGAACGCGCAAGUCAUCAAUGUUUAAUGCUCGCUGCGCCCCCGAGCACCAUGUUUCAGAUGCAUGCCGUCCGGUUUGUUACCGUCGACUGGUUGUUCCCUGAACGCGCAAGUCAUCAAUGUUUAAUGCUUGCUGCGCCCCCGAGCACCAUGUUUCAGAUGCAUGCCGUCCGGUUUGUUACCGUCGACUAGUUGUUCCCUGAACGCGCAAGUCAUCAAUGUUUAAUGCUUGCUGCGCCCCCGAGCACCAUGUUUCAGAUGCAUGCCGUCCGGUUUGUUACCGUCGACUGGUUGUUCUUUGUUUCCAGUCAUGAACGUCUACGCGCUUCAUGCCGUCCGUUUUUUUUUUUUUUUUUUUUUUUUUUUUUGCUGAGAUGAUGGCUCCCCAUGGAUCGAGACAAGUGGUAUCUAUCGAUCGAGGUGAGACUUUACGGAAUGUGAAGAUGCCUCCUAAGCAAAUAAUGUCGUGCCGCGGGGCUGAUCAUGAUAUGAAGACAUGAAUAAAUCCAAGGGUCUCGCGAGCGCCCUCUGCUCAAGGACAGCGGCAGCAACUGCGGUAGCGGUCCACAAAAUGUAGCCAUGAUGAAAGUCAAGCAACGCUCCUCAUCCGCGCAGUGCGGGGACGAGGCCGCUUUUCAAAGAUGAUAAACACGUAGUGCCGACAGGCCGAUCGUGAUAUGAUGAUGUCGGCAAUGAGAAGCCAACCCGAAAAUCAAGCAACGGUCCUUAUCCGCGUAGUGCGGGGACAAGGCCGGUCUUCAAAAUAUGAUAAUGGCAUCGUACCAGAGGGUCGGUGGCCAUGUAAUGAGGUCGCCACUGGAGGCCGAUCGGAAAGGAACAAGUAACGGUCCUUAUCUGCGCAGUGCGGGGACAAGGCCGGUCUUCAAAUAUGAUAAUGGCACCGUACCAGAGGGUCAGUGGCCAUGUAAUGAGGUCGCCACCGGGGGCUGAUCGGAAAGGAACAAGCAACGGUCCUUAUCUGCGCAGUGCGGGGACAAGGCCGGUCUUCAAAUAUGAUAAGGGCACCGUACCAAAGGGUCGGUGGCCAUGUAAUGAUGUCGGCGCUGGGGGCCGAUCAGAAACAAAUAAUCAACGGUCCUCAUCCGUGAGGAUCAGAAAUGAGGCCGGUCUUCCAAAUGAUCAUCACGCCGAGCCAGGAAGAUCAGUCGUGGUGAAAGGAAAGUCAGCGUUGGGAGGCCGAUCUGUAAAUCCGAGGGUCUUACAGGCGCCCUCAGCCCAUAAUGUUGCUUUAGGUGCCGAACGGCGGAGGCCGGAUUGCCAGUCAGGUAGCGUAAUCUGAAAGCUCGUGUAUCGUACAGUCCAUAGGACUUCCCUUCAUGUGUUGUGAUAUCUAUACAUUUGUAGUCCCUUCUUUUCUCAAUCGUCCGUGAUUCCUUCUACACACUUUAGCCUCAUUCUCUCUCUCUCUUUUUUUUUUUUUUUUUUUUUUUUUGCUGCUUUUUUUUUUUGUCCGAAUCACGAAUAUCCCUGCGUUUCACAAUCUCCCCGUCCGAACUGGUCGAACGGCUCUAAAUGUAAAUAUUCCUUCUUUUUGUUGCCAAUCAUGAGCGUCUCUGCGCGUCACGUCGAAUGUCAUGAACAUCUCUGUGCGUCAUGAUCUCCCUGUUCGGGCUACCCGAACGGCUUUGAAUAAAUGUGAUUCUUUUCUUGUUGCCGGGCAUGAACGUCUAUGCGCUUCAUGAUCUCCCCGUUUGAGACUAUCGAACAAAUUUCACUGCACAAUAAGCAUGGUAAUACGGCCGUACGGCCGAACCACAUAUACAAGUAUAUACAUACACAUGUAUAACAUUUCUUUUGUAUUAUUUUUUAUUCAUGACUACCGGCCGAAGUGGUAAUAAUAACCCUUGGCCUAGAUUUAUUGUUUGAACUGCCCAUAUGCUUUCAGAACCACCUAGUGGUUUCCCGGGCGUUCUCAGGAAAGCUUUCAGCUAAUUAAAGUACGUAUUUCGCCCCGUAGUGGGUAUAAUUGUCGACCUGGCAUUUAAUGCCGAUCGGGGCCAUGAAUGGUCCCUAAACAUGUCACCGGGCUACGCCCUUGUGAGACGGUUCAGUCAGCUAGUUUGAACCGACACGCCCAGUCAAACCAAUCAUUUAAAAAAUGUUGGUGAUUUUAUCAACAAAACUUCGUUCUCUCUUAUUCUGUUCGGGAACUUUAACCCCUAUUAAGUAAUGGUGUGUGCAAUUAAUAGUAAGAAUACUAUUUAAUCAACCAAUGAAUACUCUCAUGCAUGAGUACUUGGUGCGUUGUCGGAGUAAUACCAUUCGGGGCACUCCGAUCGCCUAUAUUUAGCCGAUCGCGGGUUGGCCGGUCGGCCCAUUAAACCAAAUCAUUUAAAAGUGAUAAUGGACUUGUCACUGGAGUCUCGCUCGGUCAUUAUUCAAUUCAGGAAAUUUAAUCUCUACUAAACAAAUAAUGGCGAUGUGUAAUUAAUAGUAAAAUUACUACAUCAUUUAAUUUAAUAUUUUCAUGGAUGUCCGGCCUUACUGAGCGGGUCCAUAGAUACUCCGACCGCUAACUCAGACCGAUCGGAAACAGGCCGACCCUACCCACAAAAGGUGAUCAUACAAUUUAAAAUGGUUGAUGGGUCUGCCAGUACAAUUUUCGUCCAACAUUAUUUAUCUAGGGAAUUUUAAAUCCCUGGCAAAUAAUUUAUUCAGGAACUAAUAGCAGUGAUAUCAUCUAGCAAUUAACACUUUAAUGUAUGAGUGUAGAGAACCAUAGUACUUGGCACUUAGCUGAAUUUGGCUGAAUUUCAGCUGACAGAUCAUGAUACUGAAAUACCCAUGCCACUUUAACAUUUUAUUAGUUAAUAAAAGAGUGAGAUACGUGGUACUUAGCUUUGUGGAUGCAUUGGACUUGGAAUUCUGUAGAAGAUAUGCCCGUCCAGGAAGCCUUAUUUGGAGCAAAUAUGACCCAGCCCACUGUCAUGGAUUGAAAUUGGUUUGUUUGGCCGUGAUCAAAGACGAGUUACCGAUCGGGAAAUUGGUCGAUCAAGAUUCCCACGAAGUGCUCGAAAGCCAGACGGACCGUCACAAAAGACGGGGCCUAGACUCGCCGCUGACCACAGAGAUGCCGGACGGUGGCUUACCGGAGCCGUGUAGGUGGCCCUAUUUUGAUUUGCCCUGGUUUCCCAAUCAUACUGGUCGGUGCGAACCGAACGGGGAGGUGAUCGCCUGGUAGGACCCCGAGCCCGGUGGUUCCAGAAUCUUGAACGGUAAGUGCCGCACGAUAUAGAGGAACGGCUUAACCAGUUGAUGGUCGGCAGGCUGGAGACCGAGGUCUUUCUUUGUUAUCACCGCUGGUUUGUUUGAACGGGAUCUUGUAUUCCUGCCAGAACGGGAACUGGUUGGUCUCGAAGCUAGGUGGUGUUGUAACAGAAUUCGGGGCGCCGGGGUGCAGGAGUUUCUGUAAUUUGAAACUGGCAUAAGGUAUGUAGACCCCAUUUUUCCUGGACCUUCCUUGGUGCGUAGUUUAAUUUCCCGUUCGGGGUAGAGACUAUCUGGAUCCCUUAAAACUCCGGUGAAGCUAAACCAUGCCCCUCCGAACCCUUCCCGCUCUGGAGAAGCAAUACUGCGGAUGACAAGGUGUAAUUGCGUGAUCCUUCGUCGUUACCCUGUUCCAGUGCUAAGUCCCGUUCGGGUUGUAACUUGUAAGUUCUGGUUGGUGGGAAGGAAAACGUACCGACCGGGGAUCGCCGCCGGGUGGUGGCUAUGAAUGCCACGGAAAUCCAGGCCGUUCGGGCAAGGAUUAUGGCCGUUCCUUCAUGAGUCAUGACUUCUUUUAUGUUGUACAGGUCCCACUCUUGGUUCAGGCCACGCUUGGACAAGGAGCAUAUUCAGCAGACACCUCCCGUUCAGGCCUCGCUAUGUUGGGAUGGGUACUCUUUUCUGUUGAUAUGUGUAGCUUUUCCUGCAGGUUCCACAGAUCGAUCGGGCAUUUAUCCCCUCCAGGUAGAGUUUUGUUCGGGAGUUCCCGCUCGGCGUUCGGGAUGUGGUUACUGGGAGUAUAGAACAAUUUGGAUAAUCAUGAAUUUACCACAUCACCCACUUGUAUUGCCAACUCAUCCCCUAUUGUCAGGCUUUGUCAUGCUUGUUUACUGGAAAUAUAGGAUAAUUUGCUCUUAUCCUCUCUGCAAGGUAUUAGGAAUAUGGGUCCCACCUCCAGUAUUCCUCUUCCAUCAAUAGGUCUUUGAGACCAUCCUCCUUGACAUGUGAUUCGGCCUUACGGAUGACUUUUAGGAUGUAGCAGUAGCAAUUUUAGGACAACAACCAGGCUGCUAAACGGGAUCUGGGAUUUCUUCUUUGUUUUUUGUUUUUCGAGAUUUGUUUCUUCCUUCCUCUUUAGUUUCUUGAUCCAAUCAGUAGUUUUUGGCAUCAAAAAAAUUGUAGAAUCAAAAAACAUGAAUCUUUUUUAAGCGUUUCCCACAGACGGCGCCAAUGUUGAGGUUUUGUCCCGCAGAUCCGGAAGUCCAACAUAAACUUCGGAUAUUAAGGACGAUGGAUUCGGUAUAAACAUAAAUAAAAUAUAUAUAUAUGGUGUAUGAACUAGCUAUUUUUACGUGGAAACCCGGAAAGGGAGAAAACCACGGGACUUUUUAGGCUAACGUCCAAGCCCGCUCUUUUUCAUUCAUCUGCUCUCCUCACCAUUUACAUAUUACAACUCUUGAACUCCAUUAAUGGAGGUAUAAAGCUAUCUAUCAAAGGGGAAGAAGAAGUAUGGAGGAGGAGAGCCAAAAGAUCCGAUCCCUUAAUUAGGAGGCUUCGCCUCCUAUUUAUAGAAGGGGAGGGGGGUUUUUAGGGUUAUGCUAAUGGGCCAAUGGGCCUAAAUGGGCCGGUUGGGCCUAAAUGAUCCUUGCUAACUGGGCCCCGUAUCGGGGCGGUGUAUUGGGCCUCUGAACAGUAGUAGGCCGGGGUAAUAUACCCAAC
Messenger RNA from Cuscuta epithymum, 7746 nucleotides. Lineage: Eukaryota; Viridiplantae; Streptophyta; Magnoliopsida; Solanales; Convolvulaceae. The record is from the annotation of a GenBank genome assembly.